UCGCCCACCCGCUCCCCUGUGAGCCCCCGGCCACUCGGUUCCUGUCUGGGCUCGGGUCACGGCCUCGCCAACAAAGCAGAGCCAGGAUCCGGCAGCUCCGGGGAGGGGCAGAGAGGCUUGGGGCUGAGGAACAACAGGAUGCAGGCUUCUUGAGCUGGGAGAUGAUGGGCUGAGCAUCUGUCACAGAGGCACACCAGGGCCAUGAGCUCCCUGUGCGGUCCUGACUCCGAUAUUGCAGACUGGCUGGCCACCAUCCACUUGGAGAGGUACCGGGAUGUCUUCAAGCAGCAUGGGUACCACAUGGCCAGAGACGCCGCCUUGCUGGACGGUGACCACCUGCAGCAGAUUGGCAUCACUGCCACCGGGCACCGCAAAAGGAUCCUAAACUUGGUGCAGCAGACACGGAUGCUCAGUCAACCCCAGGGGGGACCCACAGCAGGAGACACCCAUCUCCAAGCCACCGAGGUCCUGGAUGCCCCCCAGGCGGGCGAGGAUGCCAUGAAAACAGAGCCAGGAGGGGCUACUGAUGCCUUUGGGACGCGGCAGCGUGUUACUGAGCCCGCCCAGGCAUCGCCUCUAGAGAAGGACCCUGCUCCUCCCCUCGUGAAGCCAGUUCCCAAGCCAAGGACAGUUUUCCCUCGCUCAAAGCCAGAGCAGGGCUUAGCAUCCGCGCUGCCAGCACGCACCACAGUGCCGGCACACAGCCCGGGCAGUGACAGUGCGCCUGCAGCCUUUGUGGUACUGGAGGGGUUUGUGCCAGGAGAGAGCUCCACGGAUUUGGAGAGCCCAGAGCCCAGGCCAGCACCGCCGGCUGGCCCAGGGGCAGCUGUGGCCAUGGGCAUGGGAGUAUCCCGGCUGCGAGCGCGGGAGAGUGCUCGGGAGGAUACACGGCCGCCCUCAGCUCCGGAUCAUGGACAAACUCUGGAGGCAUCAGAGAAAUCCCGCCCGUCCGCUCCACCACGGCACAGCCACAGGGUCCCAGCAGCUGAGCUCUGCCCUGGGAGUGUGCUGGAGGGUCACCCUGUGUCCAACCCUCCCCUGCCCACCGCAGCUGCCCCAGCCAGGAGAGAUCCCUCGCCGUGCCCCAGGGCAGCCUCUCAGCCGGGCUCAGGGCAGGGCAGGCUGGAGAUGGUGUCCAACGUCAUCUAUGAAGGACUCGAGCCCCCGUCAGCACCCACUGAGGACUCAGGAGAGGAGGAUGGUCCCCAGGGUCAGGCUCUUGCUCAGCCCCCGGCUCUGUCCCCGCAGGAGCUGACCCAGCCGGACAACAAGCCUGAGCCCAGCUGGCCCGGCGGGGGCCUUCCCCCCAUCCCGCAGAGACCCACCAGCAAACCAGAGGUCGGGGAGCAGCCCGUCAGCCCCUACAGCGAGACCAUCUUUGGGCACGGAGCCCCAUCCCGGGAGCAGAAGGGUGUUGGCAUGUCCUCCGAUCAGAGCUACGAGGCAGUGUCUGAGCUGGGCCUGGAGCGAGAAGCACGCAGGACAAGCAGCGAGUGCAGCAGCGAGGGAAGGAGCGAGGAUGAGGAGACCCGGUCCCGGCUCAUCGACCGCAUUGUCCAGAACGACACGGAGGGGUACUCCACCGUGGAGGCACCACGGGCCGAUGGCGCCCCAUUCAGCCUGCCAGCCCAUCUCUACCCAGACGAGGUCCUAGACGACCUCACCAUCUCCCCUUAUGCCAGCUUCACGUCGCUCUCCGAGCCCCGGCCCACCAUGCUCAGCGGCUGGCUGGACAAGCUCUCCCCACAGGGGAACUAUGUCUUCCAGAGGCGCUACGUCCGUUUCGAUGGGAAGAACCUGAUGUACUUCAGCAGUGAGAAGGAGCCCUACCCCAAGGGGGUGAUCCCGCUGUCUGUGAUCGAGAUGGCUCGCUCCACCAAGGACAACAAGUUCCAGGUCUUCACCAGCCACCGUAUCUUUGUCUUCCGUGCCGAGAAUGAGGCCCAGAGGAAUGAGUGGUGCUCCACGCUGCAGAAGAAGGUGACAGACCAGCGCCUCGUGGGGUCCCGGCCCCGGCCCGCCAACACUGCUCACUGCCAGAAGUCAGGCACCCUGGAGCUGAAGGGCCAGAAGUCCAAGGUGUUCGCAGCCCUGACCCUGCCCGAGAUGUGGCUGUACAAGAGCGAGCAGUUCUUUAAAAUGGGCAUUGGCAUCUGCUUGAUUGAGAUGCGGGGCUCCACCAUCCGCGAAGCCAAGAACCGCAGCUUUGAGCUCAUCACCCCCUUCAAAACAUUCAGCUUCGUGGCGGAGUCGGAGCGGGAGAAGCGGGAGUGGAUGGAGGCCCUGCAGGAGGCCAUAGCCGAGAUGCUCUACGACUACGAGGUGGCAGAGAAGAUCUGGUCCAACAAAGCCAACAAAUACUGUGCAGACUGCUGGGCUCAGAGUCCCGACUGGGCAUCCAUCAACUUGUGUGUGGUCAUCUGCAAGCAGUGUGCAGGGCAGCACCGCAGCCUGGGCUCCAACAUUUCCAAGGUGCAAAGUCUGAAGCUCGACACCAGCGUCUGGUCCAACGAAAUCGUACAGCUCUUCAUCGUGCUGGGAAAUGACCGAGCCAACCGCUUUUGGGCCGCUCGCCUCCCCGCUGCUGAGGCACUCCACCCGGAUGCCAGCGCCGAGCAGAGACGGGACUUCAUUUCCCGGAAGUACCGAGAGGGACGGUACCGUCUGCCCCAUCCCUACUACGCCACUCAAGAGGAUGUGCUUCAGGCACUGUGCACUGCAGUGGCAGGACCAGCCCUGCUCAAGACCAUCCUGCAGUUCUUCUCAUCCUCGGAGGCUGGGCUGGCGGCUGACCCCACUGCCUGCGAGGUUGCCCCUGGGGCUGACCUUUGGUGGGGACCAGAGAGCAAAAGGCCCAGGAACCAUUCAGGGAGCCCCCACAUACAGGAACUGGGUCCGGAGGGCGUCUACAAUGAGAUCACACAGCCAGUGACACAUAGCGGGUACCUGUACCGGGCCACGGCCCCCCCCAAACUCCCGAGUGCCAAGAAGAGCAAAGAGGAUUUCCAGCGCACGUGGUGCUCCCUGGAGAGAGCCCUGCUCUUCUUUGAGACAGAGAAAUGCACCGAGCCCGUGGGACACAUUGAGAGUGGGGACCUCAUCUCCUUGGGCGUGAGCAGAGCCCAGGCCCUUGCCAGCCCCGGCCCCACCGAAAGGUUUCGCUUCACCCUCGAGCUCUUCCUCACUGGGGAAAAAGUGCAGCAGCUGGGAACAGAUGGGCCUGAGACGCUGCAAGCCUGGGCCAGCGCCAUCGGCAAGUGGUUCACACCCAUGAGCUGUCACUGCCUGCUGGGCUACGAGUUCCAGCGCGUGGGCCAGCUGCGCUACAAGUGCAUGCUCAACCCCGAGCGGUGGCAGCAGGCCUUCUUCAUCCUGCAGAAAGCCCACCUCUUCAUCUGCCCUGCCGAGGACGACGGGGCUGAGGACAGCAUCAACCUCCGGCGGCUGCAGGAGCUCAGUCUGGUUCCCCCCACGGAGACCCCAGAGAAGAAGGAGCUGCUGAUCCUGGUGGAGAUGGGAAGGACAUUUUACCUGCAGGGCUUGUCACGGGCGGACUCAGCGGCAUGGUACACCGACAUCCAGGCGUCAGCGGGGGGCCGGGGUAAUGCACUGCGGGACCAGCAGCUGAGCCGGGGGGACAUCCCCAUUAUCGUGGACAGCUGCAUCGCCUUCAUCACGCAGUACGGGCUGCGGCAUGAGGGGAUUUACCGCAAGAACGGAGCCAAGUCCCGGAUCAAGGUACUGAUGGAGGAGUUUCGGCGGGAUGCCCGCAAUGUCAAGCUGCGCAUCAAUGACAACUUCAUCGAGGAUGUCACCGACGUGCUGAAGAGGUUCUUCCGUGAGCUUGAGGACCCCGUCUUCACACUGGAGCUGCACCCACAGUGGAAGGAGGCUGCAGAAAUCUCCUUGAAGCCCCAGCGCCUGGAGCGGUACAAGGAGCUCAUCCAUCGCCUGCCUCGCCUCAAUCACAAGACCCUGGCUGCGCUCAUCGGGCACCUCUACCGGGUGCAGAAAUGUGCAGACCUCAACCAGAUGAGCACCAAGAACUUGUCACUGCUCUUUGCACCCAGCCUCUUCCAGACUGAUGGCAAAGGGGAGCAUGAGGUCAAGGUGAUGGAAGACCUCAUUGACAACUAUGUCAGCAUCUUCAACAUUGAUGAGGACCAGGUAUCCCAGAUGGAUCUGGAGAACAGUCUGAUCACCACCUGGAAGGACACCCAGCUCUCACAGGCAGGGGACCUCAUCAUCGAGGUUUACCUGGAGCAGAAGCUGCCCGACUGCUGUGUCACCCUGAAGGUGUCCCCCACAAUGACGGCGGAGGAGCUCACCAACCAGGUGCUGGAGAUGCGCAACGUGGCGGCCAGCCUGGACAUCUGGCUGACCUUUGAGGCCCUGGAGAAUGGGGAGCUGGAGCGGCCCCUGCACCCCAAGGAGAAGGUGCUGGAGCAAGCUUUGCAGUGGUGCAAGCUCCCAGAGCCCAGUGCCGCGUACCUGCUGGUGAGGAAGGUCCCCAUCGGUGAGGGCAGCUGUCUCUUCACAGGUGCCAAGCGCGAGACCCCCAAGUGUGGGCUGCUGAAAUGCCGUGAGGAGCCCCCAAAGCUGCUCGGGAACAAAUUUCAGGAACGUUACUUCGUCAUCCGGGACCGGAGGUUGCUGCUGCUCAAGGAGAAGAGGAGUGCCAAGCCAGAGCGCGAGUGGCCCCUGGACGCAGCCAAGGUUUACAUGGGCAUUAGGAAGAAGCUGAAGCCACCAGCGCAGUGGGGUUUCACGCUGAACUUGGACAAACAACAGCUGUACCUCGUGUGCUCAGGGCAGGCUGAGCUGUGGGAUUGGACCACCAGCAUCCUCAAGGCUCAGCACGAUGACCUGCGCCCUGUGAUCAUGCGCCGGCGCUCCUCUUCUGACCUCGCCAAGCAGAAGUUUGGCACCAUGCCGCUGGUGCCCCUGCAUGGGGACAGCACUGAUGCCACCAUGCUCUCCGCCAACCAGACUUUGCGCCGCCUGCACACACGAAGGACUUUGUCCAUGUUCUUUCCCAUGAAGAUGCACCAGGACUCCCUGGAGGAGCAGCAGGAGAAGGAGGCAGACGCUGAUCCUGUCUACGAGGAGGUGGGCAACUUCCCUGAGCUAGCUGCACUGGAGCUGGGGCAGGGGCUGCUGGCAGACCUGUCAGCCGUGCCCCCAGUGGACAGGUCCAAGAAACCGGCCCCAUUCCCCGAGCAGCCCCCAGUCACGGCGCUGCGUUCCUCGCUGCCCGCCAGCCCGGCCGGGAGGGUGGCAGGUCCCUCCAUCACCAAAGCCCUGUCCCUCGAAAGGGGCUUGAACCUGGAGAGUGACAAAGCUCCAGCCCAGGGGCUCAGACCCACCAAAACAGCCUCUCUGGAGAGGAACGUGGAGCCUUCCCUGGCACUGGCAGGGGACUGGGACCAGGGGGCCACACCAGUGAGCAGUCCCAGUGCGGAGACCUCCCUGGAGAUCCCCAGGAAGAGGAACAUGCAGCUUCCCUCGCCCAUCAACAACAAACUCAUCCAGGAGCUCAGCAGCGUCAUCCUCAGGAAGAACGAGGGCCAGCCGCCGGGGCCGGGCCAGCCAGUGACGUGACCCACCGUGCCAAAGGGGCAGCCACCAACCUGGGGGUCAAGUCGUGCCCAGCAGCAGCGACGACGGGUACCCCACGCUCCCACACCACAGACCCCGCACCCUCCUCCUCCGCCUGACCCCGGGACUGGUGGGGACCAGGGGACUAGUGGGGACCAGGAUGCUGAGCCGCGGUACCCCCUCGUGGGAGGGCUGGGCAGGCUGCCACAUGUGCUCUCGCUUCUGGGUGGCAUGUCUGUCAUUGGGCCCAGCGCUGAGGGAAGCAAGUAAAAGGGAAAAUAAAAGCAGAAACAUGGUGCCUGCAUGUUUCGGCAGCAUGGCACAGUGUCAGGCAGGGGGGCAUGUGGUGCCUGCCAGCAUGGGGGAACAUAGCAUGAUGUUCCCUCUCCAGCGCUGGGCCCGUGGGGCAAGGUCAGGACACCCAAGCCACCCCCCACUCCCCUUCUUGCAUCUACUAUAGCAUAUUUGGCCAGGGGAGAGGGGGGGUCAACAGGAGCAGGGCUGGCCAUGUGUGCCUGGCAUGUAGUCCUGGCGAUGGAGGACGGCUCCUGCUCAGCUGGGGUAUUUAUACCUGUUCCUUCCACCAGCAGGGAGAAAUAAAGAUUUAUUUGUACUCUG
Messenger RNA from Gavia stellata (red-throated loon), 6216 nucleotides. It is a transcript of the gene ARAP3, whose product is annotated as ArfGAP with RhoGAP domain, ankyrin repeat and PH domain 3. Lineage: Eukaryota; Metazoa; Chordata; Aves; Gaviiformes; Gaviidae. Gene Ontology annotation, biological process: signal transduction; positive regulation of GTPase activity. Gene Ontology annotation, molecular function: protein binding; phosphatidylinositol-3,4,5-trisphosphate binding; GTPase activator activity. The transcript has 34 exons. Bases 202 to 5601 code for a protein of 1799 amino acids. The record is from RefSeq and is a predicted model, not a curated record.